GAGGCGGAACUUGCACCUGUCGACCCAUCGGCAGCACCAGCGACGGUGGAGCACACUACGGUUCUGUAUCUGCAGGUUGCAGCAGCCUACAAUCUUAUCAACAGGGACACUGGGGUUCUGGGAGAUGUGUCUGACCCGUACGUGGUGGCGCAAGUUGGAAGCAUGACCCAGCAAACGCCGGUUAUCAACAACGAGCUGAACCCUGUUUGGCAGGAAAACAACCAGUUCUCCUUCAACAUUGUGGAUCACAGUGCAGACCGCUAUCUUGAGUUGAAGGUGAUGAACUCCAACGUUAUGAAGGAUGACAGCCUGGGUAGCAUCAGAGUUGACACUCGCUCCAUCGAUCCCGGUCAGUGGCACCACUAUCGCCUGAAGCUGGAAGAAGGCCAAGGCGGCGAGUUGGAGUUCGACGUCUUCCUGAAGCCGGCAGCGCCAUGCAAGCCUCAGCAGCGUGCGGAUGAGCUUUUAGGUCAGGCGGAGGCGGAGAUGUCGAAAUUCUACCCGCAUGGCUUUGAGGGUGCUUUGCCUUUGCUGCGAGACGGCUCGCCUUCCAAAGCCUUGCUCCACGUCUUCAUCGAGGUAGAGCCGCAGGGUGUCAAGUUGGCACGCCGAGGCUCUGGCCAUCGACGCACAGGGUCUGAAAUGAGCCAUUCGCCCCGAAUGGGCGGUCAUCGCCGAACGACGUCCGAAAUGAGCUUCGUGUCCAUGCGUUCUGGAUCGCUUCUUUAUGGCCCCACCGGAGCUGGGAAGCCGCAGGCCGUCCCUGAGAUCGCGGCCACGGCGGCAAGUGACAGGCAACCCCCCGGUGAAGUGAAGGAAGCUGACAAGAGCGUUCUACAGAUCCGUGUGAAUCAGGCCAUCGACCUCCCGAACCGAGACACUGGUUUCUUUGGAGAUGUAUCCGAUCCCUACGUUAUCGUCCGGGCUGCUGGGGUGGAGCAGAAGACACCCGUCAUCAUGAACAACUUGAACCCAGUGUGGGAGGAAGGCAACCUGUUUACCUUCGACAUUUCAGCAGAUGAUCACAUUGUCGAACUGAAGGUGAUGGAUUCGAACACCUUCAAAGAUAGCCUCUUGGGCAGCUGCGAGCUGGACCUCCGGUCCAUUCAGCAUGGAAUGUGGACCAGCUUCCGCGAGAAGACGGGCGGCGGAGAGCUGGUGUUCGAUCUCUUCUUCAAGCCCACGGAGUGCGCUUGA
Molecule: messenger RNA, 1197 nt
Organism: Symbiodinium sp. CCMP2456
Lineage: Eukaryota; Dinophyceae; Suessiales; Symbiodiniaceae
Source: the annotation of a GenBank genome assembly